Molecule: messenger RNA, 1783 nt
Organism: Coffea arabica (coffee)
Lineage: Eukaryota; Viridiplantae; Streptophyta; Magnoliopsida; Gentianales; Rubiaceae
Source: RefSeq, a predicted model, not a curated record
GACUACCGAUGGAUGAGGCUAGAUGACAUGAAUCAUUACCAAAUGGAUCUCCUGAAAAGAGGGAUACCCUAAUUCUUUAGCCAGCUCCACCCUUCCAGAAUCCCAAUUUCCGCUAUCUGUCCGGCCAAACCAAGGGCAGUUUCGUCCUAUUCACUAUUCAGUCCUCCGGAGUACCGGCACAAACGGUUAAAACUUAUGCAUAAAGUAAGAGUCAGACGGUCAAACCCUCGCUCCAGCGUUACUCGUCACCUCCACGUGUGCAUCUUAUCCAAUCCACCCCUUUAUAUACCAUCUCCUAUCUCCGACACUCCUCCGUAACCACUUUGGCCCCUAAAAGUUUCCUUAGCCUUAAAACACACACAAUCGCCCCCUUCAAAAAACGCACACAACUCCUCUGUCUCUCUACAAAUACUUACACAAUUUCCACUCCGCUGAUACGUACCACAUCUCUGGUCCAGUGAUCUAAAUGGCGACUACUAUGUUACCGAUCAGCGCAGUCGGAGUGAGAGCCUGUGCGAGUACCGGCCCCCGGAAAGCUGACGUAAAUAACCGGAAGAGUUCAUCUUCCAACUGGUGGUCCCCAAUCUUCGGCUGGUCUGCUGAGCCGGACUACAUUGACACUGAUAACAAGAGAGGUGAUUUAUCAUCUAUUAGUAAAAAGUCGGAGCCGGAUCAGGAUCCUAAGCCGGUGGCAAAAUCUCGGUUUGCUCCUGGUUCGUUCACGGCGGAAAAGGCCAGGCAGCUCCGGAUGAUGACGACUGGGUCGUCUACGUUUCAUGACGUCAUGUACCACUCUGCCAUCGCCUCCAGACUCGCCUCCGAUUUCUCCGGCCGCUCCGAACUAUAAAUCGCCUGCACAACAGCUAUAAAUAAUUUAGAAAUCUGUUGGCGUUUAGGUGGAAGUCGUAGUUAAUUUUUUUUUAUUUUCUUUUUCCUAAUCUUAUUUUUAUUAAUUGAACAAAAUGUGAAGGCCUUAAGAUCAGACGGUAAUGAUGUAGAUUAUCAUGUAUUGUUGCAUGAUAAUGUAGAUCUGAUGAUGGAUAAGCAUGUAGUACUUAAGUAUCUCUCUCUUUUUUAUUGUUGCUUAAGUCAAUGCUUAUUACACUACUGUAUCAUUACAUAUGUAAAUGCUUGUAUGACGUGGAGAAGUCGAUGAUUGGAUUAAAUUAUUUUGGAUGAAGAUCAGAUGAUUCAUCACUCUAUUAUUUAGUUUAUUGACAACUGAUGAUGCGAUGCUUGGCCAAACAAAUCACGGAUUAGUGUCCUCAACUUCAUAUUUUCUUGAUCAACAAAUCACGGAUGGUUGGUUCCGCUGUAUGGGCAGCAAUUGCAAGCAAGAACGAUGCAGGAGUUAAUAUGUGGGGUAGAUAAUUCUGCCGAGGUUUGAAUGGGUAGAAGCCCGAUGCAGUCCAGUACGAGUUAAUCGAACUGUUUUUAGCCAAGGCCUCAGGGAGUCUGUUUGACGACAUUUUUUUACUUUUUCGUUGCUUUUCCAUCCAAGUGGGGUUCACAUUCUGAUUUGACGAUUUUGUUUACUUCUGAGUUCUGAUACCUUUUCAUUCAAAGUGGAUGGCAUAUUCCGGAGUACACUUCUGAUUCUGUGUGCUCUGAACCUGUGGACGAUGGAUGGUGUAUAGAUAUUUCCUCCUAGAAAAAUAGGAGACAGGGAAAGACUCGGAGCCAAGUCCCGGACAUCAAAAUAUCGUCGAGCAUAUAAAUGAAAAAAGAAGAAUAUGCUCUCCAUGUGACUGAUUCAGUCUAUACUCAGAAAAAAAAAAAAAAA